Molecule: messenger RNA, 2310 nt
Organism: Cucurbitaria berberidis CBS 394.84
Lineage: Eukaryota; Fungi; Ascomycota; Dothideomycetes; Pleosporales; Cucurbitariaceae
Exons: 1
Coding region: 1-2310 (769 amino acids)
Source: RefSeq, a predicted model, not a curated record
AUGAAUUGGUACAUCCAGAAGCGGCGCGAUGCUAACGGGAACGAAAUUGAAGAGGAUGAGUUGCACCCUCAAUUUCGUCAUGGUACUCGUACCUAUAAUCUCCGAAUACUUCACGACCAGCUCGCAGACCGUCAACGAGAACAGCAGGAAGCUGCAGAGGCGUUACCAGAGCUUAUAAGACAACACACUGCUCUUCUAGAAGCUGGUAACAAAGCCGCGCUAGAGGCAUGGAAAAAUAGGAGAGGAAGGGCGGUAACUAGGGCAGCACGCAGAGCCGCGGCGCAUGAAUUUCGAUAUGCGCAACUUGACUUAGAGGACUUCUUAUACUACCAAAACUCAUUACAUCGAUGGAAAAGAAUGGGGGUUUUGGAAACGGAGAAUCAGAAAGAAAACUCGGGAGCCAAGCAAGCUGAAAGUGGUCUACCUGUCCCUGCGCCUCCUGGAAGAGGAGGAUACAAAUUUAUGUGGGACGCGGAAGACCCAAUGCUUGUUUCUUUGUUGGAUCGGUAUGAUUCAAUUCGGAUUGGAACAACAGAGCAUCGACAUGGCAUGAUCGAUGACAUUGAUGGCACCGCCAUUGCGAGGCCUGACGAUGAUACUAUUCCACCGGUGAGACCGCAACACUUGCGUCUCUGGACUCCCACCUCUCGUAGAAGACCGACAGGUGUUCCUUUUAGAAAAAGGCCUGGACUUGAUCCGAACGUGCCGAUCUUAGACGACGAGGCAAUUUUUCAGAAAUGGAGAGAAAUCGAAUCCAGAUACGACAAGGAUCCGAAAGCCACAUACAAGACCCAUGCGGAAAGACGCAGAGCUGAACGUGAGCAAUAUCAAGGUACCCACGACGCAUCCAGUGCCAUGUUUACGCGACCGGAAUCAUCGAACAUACUCGUCAAAGAUCUCCCAGCGAGCCAAGAUGUGCCAGCGCGUAGAGUGAUAGACGACCGGUUCUGGAGGAUACAAACUGACCAUGGCCUCUUCAUCUCAGCUCUUGAAUCUUCGUAUGACUGGCGCACGUCUUACGAUCUCCUUGGCCCACUGAAAUCUGGCGCUCAAAUGGACUUUGAAAUAAGUGAGGAGCGAGAUACUAUUCGAAGUCCCCGGCCACUUGAUGACGAUGAGGCAGAGGACGACAUUGAGUUUCAGGGUGAAGAACCCAGACACUUUGAGAGAAGAGUAGUGCCAACUACACGUAAAGCGGUAGGAAAGGGCAAGAAAGCGACAGGUAAAGGCAAGCAGGCAGCAGCUAAAAGUAGUAAGAGUGCUUCCACGGCUGGAGCCAAACGAGGGGCAGAAGAAGCUUCCGACGCUCAAAAUAUCAUCGAUUACCCAUACGAGGCUCGAGAGUUUACCGGGCCAUCGAAAAAAGUAAAGCUUUCCACUGAUCCUCAAGAUAACCUUCGGGUAUCAACAGAUUGGGCAGAAGAAACUACUGGUCGACGCGAAUGGCAUGCCUAUAUGCGAUAUUCUCCAUGUUCCUCGGUUGACUCACCUCCUCAUCUUCCAGUGCAGCCGGGGAAGAUCCCAAAUGACAGCAUUCCUGAAGGCUUCUCCUUGACAGACACGAAAGCCACUACGAUUGAGCAAGGUCCUAGGCAAAGGUGCAAUCAUAACCCCGAGAGGUGCCGAAUAUGGUGGAAUCCCGACCAUUCCCCUGAAGAGUGCUGGAUAAUAUACCCUGAGCAACCAACACGCCCAGCAGAUCCCAGCAAAUGGCCAAUACAAGAUGUCGACGGCCCUAAAGACAGUGGAGAUGAUCAUGUAACGGUGAAUGGGACAGGCAUAUAUCACUCCAGACUAUACGACCACUAUGGCUUGGUGCACAACCUUGGGCCCCAAAUGAAAGAGCCGCGAUGGCCAAAUAUUGGAGUACGGGUCCCGUACGAGCCCAUGACCUUGGAUGACCUGCGAUUGAAGGAGCCCUCGGCUGAUGAGGAUAUCCCUAAUGCUGGUAUUGAAGACACCAUCGCAAGUGGAUGUGAGCGGCGCCCAAUAGCUGAUGAACCUGCGAGAGCUCCUGUCGGCGAUGAAGAUACCGAACGGGUAGCUAUUAGCAAAACCGACAAAAUACUUGCCAAGGAUGCAGAGUUUAGAGCCGUACACGAAAUACCGUCACUAGCUGUGCCAAUCAUCGAGAACACGCAAAGACCCUGGGGUUGGUCUCUCGACAGGGAUCUAGCUGAGGACUUUGAGGGAGUGUCGGACGAUGAAGAUGACCUCUUCACAAAAGCGUACAAGAAGGGCUCCAGGCCUACAAACCCGAUGGCUAUCCCGCUACGAAGUAAUGAGCCCGAAGGUACGAAUCCUUCAUAG